CCGCCAUUCAUUCCUCGAACAGGUCCACGAUUUCCCGAGAAAAGAAGCAGGAACAAGAAUGUUUCAGAUUCUUCUGCUUCUAGGGUCGCUUCUGCUUCAUGAAGAAGCCUCGCUAGCAGCUCCCCUGGUGAAGGGUAAUUGCCCCCCAACAUGUGGUGGCGUCACCAUUCCCUUUCCCUUCGGGAUUGGUACCGGGUGUUUCCUCGAUGAGUGGUACGAGAUCUUCUGCGACGAAAGCACCGACGGUGCCGUCCCAAUGCUGAAGAAGCCCAACUUGAGGGUGCUCAACAUUUCGCUACCCGAUUCCCAUGGCGGAAAGAACGGCAUGAUCAGCGUCAGUCUUCCAAUAAUCUACUGGCCGAAUGGGACAUGUAGGGGAAAUAGAAGCUCUACAGCUGUGAACUUGAACGGGAGCCAUUUCAUCUUCUCCGAGUCAAGUAACGUCUUGGCCGCCGUCGGUUGCAACAUAGUUGUUCUAUUGGAUGACCAAAAGUCUGCAAUCAUAGGAUGCAAGUCUAGCUACAAAGAUGACAAGGUUGUUAGGAAGAUGACUUGUUCGGGCAGAGAUGGAUGCUGCCACACCACGAUUACCCCGGAUCUUCAGGCUUUCACCAUCACUUUCAAUCCCAACAAGGAUUCGCCAAAGAAUCAAUGCGAGUAUGCCUUCCUGGGAGAUAGGUCGAAAUUCACACGUUCACCUAUAGACUUCAAUAAUUUGAAGGCGAGCGGGCAUUUCCCAGCGGUGCUAGAAUGGGGGAUAGCUAAAUCCUCCCGAGCUGCCUCAGAGAUUUAUAUAUAUGGCGAUUCCUAUUCCUGCAGCAAUUUCAGCUUCAAUUCACCGUAUCCCAAGGAGAUGCCAUUUCUGCAGUGUUCUUGCCGUCGGGGCUUCACCGGUAACCCCUAUAUUAAAUCUGGAUGCGAAGAUGUGGAUGAAUGCAAAGGUCCAACCGAUCCGUGCUCUGGAAGAAAGUGUGUGAAUCGACAAGGUUCCUAUGACUGUGUAGAUGGAAGCAAGAUAAUCAAGUCUGUCCUCAUAGGUAAGUAGAUUUCUUCAUUCUGU
Molecule: messenger RNA, 1060 nt
Organism: Eucalyptus grandis
Lineage: Eukaryota; Viridiplantae; Streptophyta; Magnoliopsida; Myrtales; Myrtaceae
Product: wall-associated receptor kinase-like 5
Exons: 2
Coding region: 59-1045 (328 amino acids)
Cellular component (GO): membrane
Molecular function (GO): calcium ion binding; protein serine/threonine kinase activity; polysaccharide binding
Source: RefSeq, a predicted model, not a curated record